GCCUUUGGACGCUCUAUACCGAGCACCGGAGUUAUUUCACGUCGGUUGCAUCGAGUGCACGGACCAUUGGCAAGCAGCGACUUAACCGGGGGACGUCUCGAGGUUGCCUCGCCGCCGAUAUCCACGGGCCAUCGAAUGGAAACGAUCCUCAGCAAGGAGAAACGCUCUAGAGACCUUGCCGAGACUGGUUGUCACGAACCUCUUCAUCGUGGACGCGGCGUACGAUUCGAAGAUGGAGGACGUGCCUAUUAUAACGAAGGAUCAAUGUCGCGUGGAUUUAACGAGUUCCAAAAAUGAAAAUGCGACGGAACACGACGGAGACUUGACCGAGUACAGACACUGGAGUUUCAUCAAACGUCACAAACUGAUAUAUUUGGUCCAAGGUUUGAUACUUGUGUCGAUACUGUCUUUCGCUGGAAUAAUGAUAUAUCUGAGCGUUGCUUGUGGUUACAUCUACGCAGCUCGCCGAAUAGACGAGAUUAACGAACGAGGGCGUCUGACGAUCGACGCUCCCUCUCUGGAAGAUCGGACGACAAAUCCAAUCCUCCAAGACCUGUACCGACACUUUUACAAGAGCCAACUUCACGAACGAAAUAAUAGCAGCGAGUUGCGAUCGAUAGUACCGAUGGAUCGGUCUCGUCGGGAUCUCAACAAGUUGGAAAGUCCCUGCAAGCUGAACAUGGAGUACUGCAAGAAGCUGAUCAACUCGAUGUGGAGUAUCGCGAGCAUCGUGAACAACAGCAUGCCGCAUCUGCAGAGUUUCCUGAAGAACUUCCCCGCGGAAACGACGCAGAACGCGACGAAAUCGAAGUUCGUCGAGCUGGUCGAGUGUCUGCAGUGCAAGAACGACUCGAUCACGUUCAUCGACGACACCGGCGCGGACAAUCUCGCGCAUUAUCCGCGAACGAUGCUGGAACAUUCCGACAACAGUCAGAUUCGCAACAACGUUGGUAUAGUCAGCGAUCUGUUGAACGACGAGAGACACGGUGAGGAGGAGAAUUUGAGAGCUAAUUUAGAAAUAGAACCGACAACUAUGAAGACGACUGUGGCUGGGGAGAAUGUUGAAACUACGUCUGAGAGUGGUUGGAAAGCGGAUACAGGGGAGAUACAAACCACUUUGAAAACUCCGUCCCCGAGUGAAACGAUGGAACACAGCGACAAGAACGUAGUCACGGAAGCGACGGUGAUUAACGCGAGGACGAGUAUACAAACUACACCGAAGGCGGAAGAUACGACGACGAGAAUGGACGAGCAAACGAUCGGAAUCGGCGAUACUAACCGGUCCGUGGUCACCGUGAACGUGACAGCCAAACCAGACGACAACAACGUGACGAAAAUUACGAUCGACCCGGUGCAUCAUUCGGUGCAUACUUUGAGUCAAGGUCAGCAGCCGUUAAUGAACGAGCAAAAGGAAACGCAAGCGAGAGAUGCCGAGAGUUGGCCGACGUUCCGCGACGUGCAAGGUAGAAUCGUCAACAAAGGGAACAUAGACUCGGGUCCAACGGCAGAGACGAUGAAGUCCAGCCAACAGUUGCAACUGACGCCGACGAUGUCCUGGGUGCCGUACCAAGUCUGUUUCUACGGAACAGACGCGCACAAUCCGACGAAACAGUCGACCGCAGGUCAAGCGAUGUAUUCAGCGUCGUCUCCAGCAAUUCCGUAUCCGCCCGCGAUGUCGCAGCUGCGUCAAGGCUUCCAGAACUUCAAUCAACCGUCGGGUUACAUACAGGUUCAAGCGACUGCCCAGCUGUUGCCGAUGCAACCAAGCCUUGGGAACUUUGGGCCGUCGGUUGGUCAGAGAAUCGGUUUGCCGACUGGUCCCGCGAUUGGCAAUUAUCCGACUUUCCCCAGUUCGGGAGGGAUGCUCCCUAGCGCCGCCGCAAAUUCUAACGGCAAAACGCCGUACUACUGCACCUACAUUCCCGCUCCGACGUUCCAGUUCCCGCCGAUUCCUGGGGUACCAGAUUACCAGAGAUCUUCCGUUCCAUACGAGGAAGCGGAAGAAACGGACAACUCGGUGGAGAGUAAGGGGGACGAGAAGAAUUUUCUGUUUGGUACAUGUCCCUCGAGUAUGAUUCAAUGUGGUGAUAAUGGCCGAUGUAUAGCGAGAUCGCAGUGGUGCGACGGCAUAGUGGAUUGCAACAACGCCAUUGACGAGACGAGCUGCUCCUGCAGAGAGCGGAUUUCGCAGGAACGACUCUGCGACGGGUAUUUCGACUGCCCGUACGGCGAAGACGAACUGGAAUGUUUGGGUUGUCCAAAGAAUACCUUCAGCUGCAACGAUUGGCAACAACAGUACACGACUGUCAAUUGCGUGCCGUUUUCCCAACGUUGCGACGGAGUGCGUCAGUGUGCCAAUGGAAAGGACGAAACGGACUGCAACGUUCUCACUCCCUCGUACAACGAAGGGAAUAAAGUAUUCACGAUCGGUUACACCGAAGGAUACCUCCACAAGAACUACAAAGGACAAUGGUACCCGGUGUGCACAGCGAUCGAUGCCUGGGUGAAGGAUGCCUGCGUCUCCGAAAUCGGUUUGGAAACCAGCGACUCUGCCGAGAUAACGAUCCGCUCCAUGCCACGGAACGUGUACCAAGGCCCCUAUCUGACCCAAGUGAACAAUCAAUUGAAGUUGAUUCCCUCGUGCAUGAACAGAGCGGUGUUCGUGCGUUGUGCACGGUUCCCUUGCGGAACUACCGUUUUCUCUCGCGAGGACACCAUGCGACCUCACGCGCUGGAGAAGGAGGAUCAACAGCCGUUGCAGGUGGCCGAUCAAAUCGUCUGGCCACUGUACGUCAACAAGAUAGAUUCGAAACGCGGCGAGAACGAAAAGAGGGUGGCCAGGGAUCAGGACGACAUGGUUGGCUCGCAGUUGCGCGUCGUCGGUGGUCGCGCGAGUCACCCGAAAGCGUGGCCGUUUCUCGUGGCCGUUUACAAGGAAGGGAUUUUCUACUGCGGCGGUGUGAUCCUGAGUGAACUUUGGGUGCUCACGGCUGCUCACUGUCUCGACGGCUACGCGGGCCAGUAUUUCGAGAUCCAGGCGGGUGUGCUCCGGCGAAACUCGUUCUCGCCGAUGUCGCAGUUCAGGAGAGCCAGGUACAUGAUACUGCACUCGCAGUACGACCCGAGAAGCAUGAGGAACGACAUCGCGAUGAUCAUGCUGGACGAUCCUCUGCGAUUCAAUCGAUGGGUGCGGCCGAUCUGUCUGCCUGGGCCGGAUCUACUGGGGCCCAUGUGGAGGAACAAGCCGGAGCCCAACUCCACUUGCAUAGCUAUCGGUUGGGGCGCUGUCAAAGAGUUCGGAGAAAAUCCGGAUCAUCUGAGGGAAGUGGAGGUGCCGAUACUGGCGAGUUGCAAGUACGAAGAUGACCGGAACGACGCCGUCAUUUGCGCCGGGUAUCCUCAAGGAGGUCGUGACGCUUGUCAAGGAGACAGCGGCGGUCCUCUACUGUGCAGAAAUCCGUACUCGGAAUCGCAGUGGUACGUAGCAGGCGUAAUCAGUCACGGGGAAGGCUGUGCUCGACCGAACGACCCGGGUGCCUACACAAGGGUCAGCUACUUCGUCGACUGGAUUCGAGAGAUUUCCAGUGGUCGGGGGGCGUCUCCUCUGAAACGCACCCCUCUGCAGAAAUGUUCGGGAUUCAGUUGCGACGGAGGCCUGGGCAAGUGUUUGCCGAUCGAGGCCCGUUGCAAUCGGAUAGUCGACUGUCUCGGCGGCGAGGAUGAGAUGAAUUGUAACGGCCGUUAUCCGCUUUACGAGCAGUCGGACAACACCACGGCCGAUUUUGAACGGCGGAUUGUUUCGACAACGAUGGACGUGGACGUGUCUACGAUGUCUAACGAGAUCGUCACCGGUAAGCUCGCGAUAUCCAACAACUUGAUCCACCAUGCGACCGAUAAAUCAAUGUCUAUGGAACAGGAAAUGAAGUCCAUGGACGAUAAAUUGACCUCGACAACUUCUGGCCUCGAAAAUCGGCCAUCGUCAACCCCAACGACGACCCCCGCGAUAUUCAUUUGUACAAGGCUGCUUCAAACGAUUCCAAUCGAAAAGAGAUGCGACAGAGCGGUCGACUGCGAGGACGGCACCGACGAAAUGAAUUGCACCUGCAGGGACUUUUUAGAGGUUUUGAAGCCAAGCGCCGUGUGCAACGGUUACGCAGACUGUGACGAUCUCACAGACGAACAGAACUGCGCACUUUGCGCCGAGGAUGAAUUUCUGUGCAGGAAAAACAGGGCUUGCAUUCCAAUGGCGAAGAAAUGCGACGGAAAGUUCGACUGUUACUACAAAGAGGACGAGCUCGACUGCUUCACGCUUACCGACGACCAGCGCGUGUAUCUGGACGGCGACGGCCUGCCAUUUUUAAACGAGCAAGGAUAUGUGACCAAGUACUACCCAGACGGGAAUUGGAAAACGACCUGCCACCGUCCGAAAGUUCAUCAUCCACGAAAUCAGUCCACGGUAGUGCUCAUCGGUGAAAAUAUAUGUAUAUAUUUUGGUUUCAAAAACCAUCAGUCGUCGGAGUCGGUCGACGUGAGGAAUUCGAAGCUGGAAACGAUAGUGUGGCAGAAAGGGAAGCCUACGUACCAGGUAGUAGAGUACUCGUCAGCGGCCUCUCUGAACCAGCACGACAAAACAACCUGUCCGGGGCUGUAUGUUCACUGUUCGCCGACGCUCGGCGGCAGCAUGUUCGCGCAUUUGGUUACAGACGCGAGUACCGGAAGUCGCGACUACCUGUGGCCGUGGUUGGCCGCCAUCUUUGUCGACGGACGCCACCGCUGCGUGGCGCUGCUUCUAGACCCAAACUGGUUGCUAUCCGCCGCGAAAUGCCUCGAGAAUACCAGGUUAGAUGCGAAUUACGUGACAGCCGUUCUCGGUUUCGGUCGCUCGUUCCGUCACCUAGACGGCCCUCAUCAACAGAUCUCGAUCGUCGACGAGCUGCAUCCUGUGAACAACUCAGUGGCCGUUUUGUUGCACCUGAAAGAACGAGUCCGCUUCAGCCGUUACGUGCGACCGUUGUUCGUCAACAAAACGAUUUAUCCGGCAGGGGCGAUGGAUACCUGCGUGGCCGUUGGAACGAGCGACGAUCACGAGAUGAAGUCAGCUUUCGUGAGGCCUGUUCUACAGAAUUGCCCAAGCUGUCAACGAUGCUUCGCCAGUCGAAUCUCGAGUUCCGAGUGUUGGGGGAACGAAACGUCGAAUUGGAGCGGCACGAUAUUCUGCCGUAGCAGAAAGGGAUGGUAUCCGGCCUCUGUCUUCCAGCAUGACAGAGAGAUUUGUAAUUUCGAAAGUGUGCGAAACACGACGAGCAUCGAACACGUGAAUCCCUAUCUGACGCAAGCAAUCGAUGGCCCGAGACACUCGGUGGAGCCGACGGUUUGCAACGGUUUUCGGUGCAACGUUGGACAGUGCAUCCCGCAAAGUCGGGUAUGCGACGGUGUUCCGGACUGUCGGGGCCGCGAGGACGAGGAUUCGAAUUACUGCGGACCGCUUCGAGAGAACUGCGAACACAGCGUCGACGGUUGUGUUUGCACGAAGACGGAGCUUCGCUGCAGGAACGGCAAAUGCGUGGACAAAAGUGCGUUUUGCGACGGGAACGUCGAUUGUCCGGACGGAUCUGACGAGCCUACGAUAUGCACCUGCGCGGAGUACCUGAAAUUAACGUCUCCGGAACGAUUGUGCGACGGCGUGCGCCAUUGUCUGGACAAAACUGACGAAUCGCCGGAGAUGUGCCCAUGCAGGGAUUCCAGCUUCAAAUGCAAAACAACAACUGGAAACAAUACGUGCAUACCGCAAGAUUUCAUCUGCGACGGGCUGAAAGAUUGUUCUGACGGCGAGGACGAGGCAACGUGCCGAGUGUUGAUACCGUCUUCGAACGACAGGAACAAUUCCGGAGAGGUGUUCCGUCGAAGUUAUGGCGUCUGGCACACCGAGUGCUUCCCGAAUCCCGUCGUGCACGAGGAAGACUCGGCGAGCCUGUGCAAAUCUAUGGGAUACAGUUCGGGAACCGUCGACAACGUUACGAUGAUCGCUGACGAACCAAGAAUCCCGAAGCAAGACGAAUUUCACAUAGUGAAGCUGAAUCAAUGGUCGUGGAUGGCACUGAGAAACGACAAGCCGUUGAUAACGUUGGAGAAAUCGAACGGCAUUUGCCAUCGUGCGUUCGUCACUUGCUUCUAACUAAUUUAAUCAAGCAUUAUUAUUAACGCGUGGAUAAUUUAUUCAGGGUUGUCCAAAACUCUCUCUCUCUCUCUCUCUCUCUCUUUCUCGUAUUUAUUUUAUUUUUAAUUUAUUAUCACGGCGUAUUUGUUGCGUAUCGGAGAAGAAACGGAAGGAUAAUGUUGUAAAAUAGCUGUUUUAAAUAAAAGAUUAAAAUUUCGAA
Messenger RNA from Frieseomelitta varia, 6377 nucleotides. It is a transcript of the gene ndl, whose product is annotated as serine protease nudel-like. Gene Ontology annotation, biological process: proteolysis. The transcript is spliced from 26 exons. Bases 233 to 6175 code for a protein of 1980 amino acids. Gene Ontology annotation, molecular function: serine-type endopeptidase activity; protein binding. NCBI's taxonomy places the organism in Eukaryota, Metazoa, Arthropoda, Insecta, Hymenoptera, Apidae. The record is from RefSeq and is a predicted model, not a curated record. Gene Ontology annotation, cellular component: plasma membrane.